This is a messenger RNA of Lithohypha guttulata, 1188 nucleotides long. RefSeq lists its product as uncharacterized. The record is from RefSeq and is a predicted model, not a curated record. Gene Ontology annotation, cellular component: cytoplasm; ubiquitin ligase complex. The coding region runs from base 1 to 1188 and encodes 395 amino acids. Gene Ontology annotation, molecular function: ubiquitin conjugating enzyme binding; zinc ion binding; ubiquitin protein ligase activity. The transcript has a single exon. NCBI's taxonomy places the organism in Eukaryota, Fungi, Ascomycota, Eurotiomycetes, Chaetothyriales, Trichomeriaceae. Gene Ontology annotation, biological process: positive regulation of proteasomal ubiquitin-dependent protein catabolic process; ubiquitin-dependent protein catabolic process; protein polyubiquitination.
AUGGAUCAUACUCCCCUCCAUGAUGAUCCGGAAGACAACAGCAACAACCAGCAGAGCACUAACAUUGAGGCGGCUGAUCCUGAAAGCAUAAUCUCUCUGCUUGAGAACCUAACCCUUACCGACCAUGAACACCUCGAAGACAUUCAUGACUCCUCGGAAACCAACAGCGAUGCUCCUCAAGAGACGACAGAACAAGAGCGCGCAGAUUUUGAAUUGGCCAUGCUCCUCCAAGCCCAAGAAGAUCGAGGGUUCGAAGAGCACGACCAAGAUCUCCCACCCGAAGAAAGAGAGUGCUCCUGCGGUGAAGUUUACACCUGCUUGAAAGAUAUAGCAGUUUUGAAUUGUGGCUGCGUCCGGUGCCCCGACUGUCUCAACCAGAACGUCCUGGUCGGUCUCGAGUCAAAGGCCAGCUUCCCUCCGAAGUGCCAUGGACCCAUAGACAUCGAAGACAUCUCACACUUCAUCGAGCCACUUACUCUAGCACGUUGGUCAGAGGUCAAGACCGAGUACACCGACGUCGCCCCUGUCUACUGCGCUAUCCAAGCAUGCGCUAAUCAAGCAUGCUCACAGUACCUCAGCAAGAACACUUUCGUGGAAGAAGGAAAGUGGGCUCUCUGCUACAAAUGUAACGCAAAGACUUGCCCGGCUUGCCUACACCUACAAACCGAGCAUGAAAAAGGUGUCUACCCAGAACGACUGGCGAAAUUGGAUAGGGAGCUCAUGGACAAGGAGGGCUGGAAAGAAUGCCCACAAUGCAAGAACAUGAUUGAGAAAAGCGACGGCUGCGAUCAUAUGAUAUGUGAGUGUGGUCAAGAGUUCUGCUACCAGUGUGGACGGUCGUACACCGGUGGGUUGCCAUGUAACUGUCACGGUAACAACGAAUGGGUCGAAGAAGAUCCUGAGGACAAUGAUCCCUUUAUGCAGCAACGACUUAUGGACGAAAUAGCAAACAUGGGACGUCGCAGAGUUCGGCGUCCGCGAAGAGACGAAUCAGAUGAUGACGAAGAAGACUCUGACAUCGACAGUGGAGAUGAGGCUAGUGAUGACAACGAAGAGGAGGUGGACAGCGACAAUGAAGAGGAGUCUGAUGACGACAGCGACGAAGACUCUGGUGACGACGAAGACGGAGAACCAACAGACGAAGAAGAAGGAUCAAAUCCUGGUCGACCUGAUACCCCUCCCUGGUAA